This is a messenger RNA of Poeciliopsis prolifica (blackstripe livebearer), 11028 nucleotides long. Its product is annotated as desmoplakin-A-like. Gene Ontology annotation, cellular component: intercalated disc; intermediate filament; plasma membrane. The record is from RefSeq and is a predicted model, not a curated record. The coding region runs from base 131 to 10360 and encodes 3409 amino acids. NCBI's taxonomy places the organism in Eukaryota, Metazoa, Chordata, Actinopteri, Cyprinodontiformes, Poeciliidae. Gene Ontology annotation, biological process: intermediate filament cytoskeleton organization; cell-cell adhesion; wound healing. Gene Ontology annotation, molecular function: structural molecule activity. The transcript has 25 exons.
CCCCCUAAAACGCACCUCCGCAGCGCGCCGCUCGCAGUGCGCAGCAGAGGGACCGGAGGAGGACGGGUGGAGACGGCACGGCUCUGCUGUGCGCUGUGUCUGGCUCCCUGGCUGCUCUUUCCAUAUCACAAUGAGCUUUUCCGGAUCAAACCAGGCGCUCAACUCGGUCCGAAGGGCCAACUCGAGGAGCAACCUCGCCGGCGGGAUGACCUACCAUUACGCGCGGAGCGAUGUGGCGCACGGAGGCGGUAAUGGAGUCGAACCCAUGGUGGAAGGAUUUAAUAGAUCGGCGACGUUUUCGAGGGCAACGAUGUCGAAGGGUAGCAGGAUGAUGAGCAACACCAUGGGGAGCGCCACGAUGGGUGGAAUGAGUGGCUACAUGAGCACCCAGUCAAAAGCCAUGCAGCUGCAGGCUCGCUGCAACGAAUACCUGCAGAAUGCCGAAGACGCCAUUCAGGCUGGCUCUGGUGAUGCAGAGGACUACAUGAUAAUGGCAAAAGAUGCUAUUGAGAGGUUAAAAGUCUUUGCAAUGGAGUUGAAUCAAAUGGGACAACCCAGUGACAAUGUAGUCAGGAGCGUGGAGUACUACCAAGACCAGCUGAGAGGGGUCCAUAGGUCCAUAUCUGGCACCUCUCUGAGGAGGAGGAGCACCAGAAAGAGCUCUGGAGGCUGGGAAGAGGCUGGAAGGAGCUUCCAUGAUGCUAUUGCUUGGAUCCAUCAGCAAAAGCGUUUGAUUGAAACAACUGCUUUGGCCGACGACCCUCCAUCCAUUGAACAGCAGCUCAUUAACCACCAGAGGUUUCAUGCGUCCCUGCAGGGGGCGCCUGAGAUGAUCCGAGCCCGCGAAGACCUGAAAAAGAGUCGAGACAAAGCCAGCCAGCAUGCCCUGGAGCAGGAGUGGGAGAAUUUACAGAAAAUGUCAAAUUUGUGGACUGAGCAGCUGCAAGAGCUGAUCCAAAUACUUCACCAGAUAACCAAUGAGAUCAUUUGGGUGAACGGUAAAGAGGAAGAGGAACUGAUGUUUGAUUGGGGGGACAAAAAUAUAGAACAGUACAUCCCCAAGAAACAGGAGAGCUACUCGAAACUGAUGAGUGCCUUGGAGGUGAAAGAGAAGGACCUGCAUAAACUUAAGGCGAAAGUGAAAACGCUACUGAAAGACAACCACCCAGGAUCUGACAAGAUUGAGGCUUACAUGGACACUUUGCAAACUCAGUGGAGCUGGCUUCUUCAAAUAACAAAAUGCAUUGAUACACAUCUGAAGGAGAAUGCAGCAUACAGCCAGUUCUUCAGAGAGGCUAAUGACACAUACAAGAAUUUGCAAAAGGAACAUGAGACAAUCCGAAAGGAGUACAUUUGUGACAAGAACACCCCGCUGGAAGACCUUCAGAAGCUCCUGAAAGGCCUGGAGAGGGAGAAGGAAAACAUUUUGGACAACAAGCGGCAGGUGAAACACUUGACUGUCAAGUCAAAAAGUAUUGUGAGGUUGAAACCCCGAAACCCAGAGGAGAGGAACAGCCCUGGCAUCAUCGUGAAGGCUCUGACUGACUUCAGAGAAGACCAGAAAGCUAUCCUUAAAGACAAUGAGGCCAUCCUGAAAGACAACAGUCAGCGCAGUAAAUGGCUGGUAACCGGUCCAGGAGGGAUUGACAUGUUGAUUCCCUCUGUGUGCCUGAUUGUACCACCUCCUAAUCCACUGAGCAUCAGCGUUGCCAAAAAGAACGAGCAGUAUUUUGAUUCCAUCAUGUCCAUCUGGAAUCAGCUGUUCAUCAACAUUAAGAGUCUCAUCUCCUGGCACUACUGUCUCAGAGAAAUCAAUUACGUCAACUCCCUCACCAUCUCUAUGUUGUCCGAGAUGCGUCCUGAGGAGUACCGUCAAAUCAUGAAGAAGCUGGAGGCCUUCUAUGAGGAGUUCAAAAUCAGCAGCCAUGGCUCAGAGGUUUUUGUUGAUGAAGACAAGAAGAGCAUUGAGAACCAGUUUACUGUGGCCCAGGCCCACUAUGACAAGCUAGUGGUAAAGCUGCCCACAUAUACUGGACAUCAAGAACAAAUCGAAGUACAGCAAAUAACCGAACAACAAGUUCAGCCACAGCUGAUAUUUAUACAACAACAACCCCAACAACAUCAACUAGUACUACUUCAACAACAGGAACAGCAGCGACAGCAACAAGUACUUCUACUACAACAGCAGCAAGAAAAACAACAGCAACUUCUUCUACUACAACAGCAGCAGCAAGAAAAACAGCAACAACUACUACUACAACAGCAGCAGCAAGAAAAACAGCAACAACUACUACUACAACAACGGGAGCAAGAAAAACAGCAACAACUACUACUACAACAGCAGCAGCAAGAAAAACAGCAACAACUACUACUACAACAACAGCAACAAGCUGCAGCAGAGGAGGAGGCCAGAAGGCAGGAAGAAGAAAGACGUCAAGCAGAGCUUAAAAGGCAGGAGCAUGUGAUCAAGAAAGAUGUGGUGAAAGUAACAAAAACGGAGCAAAGAAGAAAAGUUUCCUCCUCCUCCUCCUUCUCCUCGGCAUCUCGUCUUUUGUCUGAGCUGCAUGGCCUCAGACUGAGGAUGGACACUACUGAGGGAUCACUCAGUCAGUAUGUUCAUAUUUGCUUUGGAGAAGAUGGGGCUAAAGACUGUAGUCUGAAGAUCAUUCAGCUAGAGUCAAUACAGGACGAUGUAUCCUCAAUGCGUGGAGAGUAUACACAUUUAAGAGAGCGUAUCUUGAAGGAGAUGGAAACCACUAAUGAUUUAGAUAAAGCACAGUUCCUCCGCAAUGAGAUCGCAGUGAUGAGCCAGAAACUGGGAAAUCUGGAGAACAGCUCAUCUGCUUAUGUAUUAAGGUUGCGGGCUCUAAGGGACAUGCUGGAGAGCGUAGCGCGAGCCGAAGACAUUGUCAAAGUUCAUGAAGCAAGACUGACAGAAAAAGAGACCACAUCUCUGUCUCCUGCUGAAGUUGAUGAAUACAUUGAGGCCCUGAAGAAUAUGAAAGCAGAGCUGAUGCAGAAACAAGAUGUUCUGACAUCUAUGGAGUCAGAGCUGUCUAAGGCGAGCCACUGGAACAGUCAGAUGGGCGGCUCCUUCCACAGGUGUGACCUGAUGUUGUCAAAGUUCACAGAGCAGGUGGGCUUGCUCUCCGACCGCUGGAGACGAAUCCAGAAACAGAUUGACACCAGGCUGCAGGAUUUGCAGCUGUAUCUGCCUCAAUUGCAGCAAUACAAGCAAGUCUACACUUCUUUCACUGAAUGGAUAGAGGCCACGCGUAGAAAACAGGACGCACUGCAGGCAACCAAGAUAGAGAACGUUCAAGCAGUAAAAGACCACAUUACCAACCAAAAGGUCCUGAACACAGAAAUUAAGGCAAAGCGUGAGACACUAGACAGUGUACUGAAAAACAUACAUACAUGUGUGAAUACUAUCAAGGACUAUGAAACAGACCUCGCCUCUUACACCUCUGGGUUGGAAACAUUGCUCAAUGUCCCCAUCAAGAGGACAAUGCUUCAGUCACCAUCAAUGGAUCUUAAUAAAGAGGCAAUACAUCUUCAAACUCAUUACACAGAGCUGCUUAUUCUGUCAGGUGACUACUACAAAUUCCUGGGACAGUUGGAAAAAAGCAUGGAGGAGCUUAAGAUGCGAAACACCCAGAUAAAUAUGCUUGGAGAUCAACUUCACUCUCUGAGAGAAGAAAUGGAAGCAAGCAAUGCUAAAAACAAAUCACUGGAAGAGGAUGUUGCUCAAUUCAAGCUCCAGCUGUCUCAAUCGCAAGAGCAGUUGCUGUCAGUGGAAGCGAUAAAGCAAAAAACUGUGAUGCAGUGCAGUGCCACCAAGGACAGCUUAGAUUCCACUCAGGGUGAGCUGGCUCAGCUCAAAAGUGAGGUCCAACGCCUCGAGUACAAACUUGAUGAUGAGAGAAGGAAGGCAAAGCUGGCUGAGGAGGGCUACGACAGGCAGAAGAACGACUGGGAGACUGUACUGAACCAGAGGCAGAAAGAGCUGGACAUGGUCUGCAGGUCCAAGAAGGAUGUGGAAGACAGAUUAGCAAAUAAGGAGUAUGAGAUUGAGCAGCUGCGCCAGAAGCUGGCUAAUGAAUCAACAAGGUUGAUGGAUCUUCAAAAAGAGAUGUCAAAGGUAAGGAGCAAUUUCAGUAUGGAGAUCAACAGCUUAAAGCUCAGCUAUGAAUCCCAGAUCCAAAUUAGUCGCACAGACAUCCAGAGGCUUUCUGCCCAGAGGGAUGAGAAUACAACUGAACUGCAGAUGCAAUAUGAAAGAAUGGAGACAGAGAGAAGAAAUCUGGAAGAUGAACUCAGGAGGCUUAGAACUUUUAUCAGUCAGACUGAAGAGCAGAAGAAGAAGGUAGAGGAGGAAUUGUGUAAUCAGCGUGCUAUACUGAUACAGGACGGGCAACAGAGGAGAGAGUUAGAAAGUCAAGUGGAGUUGCUAAUCAGGCAGAGAGAUGAAGAAAGGAAUCAAUAUAGAGAGGAGUUGGCUGAAAUCCUAAAGACCCUAGAGGAGAAGAGUGGCCAACUGGUUUAUGUUACUCACAGUUUAGAGGAGGAGACUCGAAGGAGGAAGACAUCAGAGGAGGGACAUGUGGUUCUUGAGCAGUCUUUAGCUCAGCUACAAAUGGAGUUGAACAGAUUUUCAGAGGCUGCAACACAACUGAGGGAGUGCGAGGAGCAGCUUCUUCAGACACGCUUCCAACUGGAAAGAGAGAAAAAGGAGCGAUGCAGGAUGGACCAAAAUAUGAGCAGGUUGCAGGGACGCAUCAAAGACCUGCAGGGUGUGAGAGAUAGCCUUGAAGGUCAGGUGGAGAAUCUGAGGAAAACACAUCAAGAAGAGUUAGGCAAGAGAAGGCAGGUAGAAGCAGAAUUAGAAAAGAUGACUUUGACUAUGACUGAGUACACAAACACCAUCACUGUAUUGCGCCAGAGCCAAGAACAGGCCAGCAUAUCUGAAACUAGAGGUGAAAAGGAGUGCAUUCAGCUAAAAGAAAAACUUGAGAAAACCUUGAGCCUAAAUCAGAGCUUCUUAGACCAAAAUACUCAGCUAUGUGCUGAGGUGAAGACCAUAAAGCAGCAACUUCUGGAGGAACAGUCUCGAGCAAAGGAGGCAAGCCUGCAAAACGAGAGUCUUUACAAAACUAUUGAGGAGAAGUGUAAGGCUCUCAGUGAGAACUCGGCUGAGCUAAAAAGACUUAAAGAGUUGAUAGAAACACAGACCAAAGAAGAGCUGAGGAUGAAAGAGGAGCUGAGGGCAGUACGGCAGGAUAAAGAAGAACUCUUGAAAUCCAAAAAGGGGAUUGAUGAUGAACUCUCUUCACAAAUUACUGCACUGGAACUACAGCUGCAAGCCAGUGAAUGCAGCAAUGCCGAACACCGCAACCUGGUGUCAGAACUGUCCUCUGAACGUGAGAAACUGAAGCUGGAGGCUGAGAAAAUUCAAAAGCAGGUCGCAGAGACACAGACAUCAUUACAGUCCCUUCAGUCCAAGUACAGUGAGAUUGUAAGUGAAAAAGAUUCUUUGUCGCUGAAAUUGCAACGGUUUGAAUUUGACAAAGAGCAAAUGCUAAGACUACAGGAAGAAGUGAACCACAUGAAACAUUCCCACGAGUUAGAGCUUCGUAACAAGCAACAUCUACAAGACGACAUUGAGAGGGGGAAGAGAGAGCUGAUUUUUUGGAAGGAUCAAUGUGAUAGCAAACAAAGUUUGAUAAGGCAGUAUGACACUGACAAAGAUAUUCUCGAGAGAGAUAAGAAAUCCUUAAAAAGUGAGAUAGAGAGGUUGAUGAAAGAACACAGGGAACUUGAAGAGAAAAAUAAGAGUAGACUAUCAGUCAUCCAAAAACAACUGCAAGAUGGAACAAUUGCUAGACAGACCAUGGAGACUGAGCUAAGGCAAGCUAGAGAGCCUCCAAUCCCAGAUGCCUCCUCUGUGGUUUUUGAUGGAGUCCGCAAGCCAGUCACUGCAAAGCAAUUACUUGACUCUGGAGUUUUAGACAAACCAACAUAUGACCAGCUUCUGAAGGGACAUAAAACAGUUCCAGAAGUGUCUGCUGAGAAAAAAGUCCCUCUUAAGGGCACAGGGCCAAUAGCUGGGGUGAUAAUUGAAAGUCCAAAAGGCCCAGGGUCUAGCAAUAAGCCACUUUGCAAACUGACAUUUACUGAAGCCAAAAGAGAAAAUCUUCUUCCACCAGAUAGCAUCGACUUACUUCUCGAUGCACAAGCUGCUACAGGGCACAUCAUUGACCCAAGAACCAAUCAAAAGUUAACAGUGAAAGAAGCAUAUCAUCAAGGAGUUAUUGAUGAUGAGGACAAAGAGAGAUUACUUGCAGCAGAAGCGGCAGCUGUUGGAUACGCUGGGCCUGGCAAAAACAAACCACUGUCAGUGUUUCAGGCAAUGAAACAGGGAGUAAUUGACAAAAAUACAGCAUUGCGUCUGUUACAAGCCCAAGAGUCUGUUGGGGGGAUUUUGGAUCCUAUACUUAGUGUGUUCCUCCCCAGAGACAUUGCCACUGAGCGUAACCUCAUUGAUGAAAGCAUGUGUAAUGCUCUGAAUCAGAGGCCAGAGCUCUAUCUAGAUCCAGAAACUGAAGAAGGUGUGACCUAUAUGGCAAUGAAAAGGAGAUGUAAAAUAGAGCCACAUACUGGUCUUUGUCUUCUCCCUAUUCCUGAGAAAGUGGAUCCUUCUAACCUUGUGUUUGAUGGCGUUCGGAAACCUGUUACUGCCAAGCAUCUGUUUGAUUGUCAUGUUCUUGACAAGCCAACAUUUAAAGCGCUUGAAAAUGGAAAGAAAACAGUACCUGAGGUUUCUGAAGACAAAACUGUUAAUUUAAAGGGCACUGGGCCAAUAGCAGGUGUUAUAGUGAGCGGUCAGCAUAAAAUGUCUCUAACUGAAGCAAAAAAACAAAUGCUAUUGUCCGAUGAAUGCGCAGAUUUGCUCCUAGAAGCACAGGCUGCUACUGGUCACAUCAUUGACCCAAAGGCCAACAAAAAGUUGACUGUUGAAGAGGCUUAUUCAAAGGGAGUAGUGGACAUUAAUGACCUAGACAGAUUAUUGGCAUCAGAAGCUGCAGCAAUUGGUUAUAAGGAUCCUACUAAACCCAAACCUAUUUCAGUUUUUCAGGCAAUGAAAAAGGGACUUAUAGAUGAAAAGACUGGAAUACGAUUUCUGCAGGCUCAAGAGUCAGUUGGAGGAAUCCUAGAUCCUAAUUUUAGUGUAUUCCUACCAAGAGACACAGCUAUUAAACACAAUCUUUUAGAUAAAAAUCUUUGCCAAGUGCUAAACCAGAAGCCUGAAUAUUAUGUUGACCCUGAAACAGAGCAAAAGGUCACCUAUCAAGUACUGAAAAAUAGUUGCAAGAUAGAACCACAUACAGGUUUGUUACUUUUGCCUAUCCUUGAAAAGUUAGAUCCUUCAAAACUGAUCUUUGAUGGUGUAAGAAAGCCUGUAACAGCAAAGCAGUUAUAUGAUUGUGGCGUGCUGGACAAACCAACAUUGAAUGAACUAAUGAAGGGAGACAAAACUGUUCCAGAGGUAUCGGUGGAUAAGAAGAUAACCCUAAAAGGAACAGGAUCCAUUGCUGGUGUCACAAUUGGGUCUUUAGGAAAAAUGAAUGUUUCAGAGGCAAAGAAACAGUUGCUUAUGUCCCCAGAGAGUGCAGAUUUGCUUCUGGAAGCCCAGGCUGCGACAGGUCACAUCAUUGACCCAAUGACCAAUCAGAAAUUGACAGUAGAAGAGGCUUGUUCAAGGGGAGUGGUGGACAGAUGUGAUCAAGACAAACUCUUAGUAGCAGAAGCUGCUGCUGUUGGAUUCACGGAUCCUCACACUGGAAAAUCUCUGUCAGUGUUUGAGGCAAUGAAGAAGGCAUUAAUUGACAAAAAGACAGGAGUGCGUUUGUUGCAGGCUCAGGAAUCCGCCGGGGGUAUUCUUGAUCCAAAUCUCAGUGUUUUCCUGCCAAAAGACACGGCCAUGAAGCGCAAUCUUUUGGAUGAAGACCUCUAUCAGGCACUGAAUAAGUCUCCCAAGUACUAUCUAGACCCUGAUACUCAACAACCAACAACAUAUGCAUCACUGAAGACAAAAUGCAAAUCUGAUCCCAGCACUGGACUUUUGCUUCUUCCUAAACCUACACAAUUAACUAUAAGGGGACUUCGACGCGAAGUGUCUGUCACAGACCUGGUUGAUGCAAAGUUGCUAAGCAAAUCAGAUGUGGACCAGCUGAACGCAGGUAAGCUUACAACCAAAGCUAUUGAGGAUCAACUUAGGUCAUACUUGGGAGGUUCUACUUGUAUAGCAGGAGUUUAUGAUGAAGCCAGUAAUAAAGUACUAUCAAUCUAUCAAGCUAUGAAGAAUGGACUUCUGCGACCUGGCACUACUCUAGAACUACUUGAAGCCCAAGCUGCAUCAGGUUUUAUGAUUGAUCCUGUCAAUAAUCUCUUUCUGACUGUUGCUGAAGCCUACAAUAGAAAGCUUUUUGGACCAGAGUUUAAGGAAAAACUGCUUUCAGCAGAAAAGGCUGUUACCGGUUACAAAAUGCCUGUAACAGGUGAGAUAGUCUCCCUCUUUCAGGCCAUAGAGAAUGGUCUAGUGGAGAAGGGUCAUGGCAUUCGUCUUCUGGAGGCCCAGAUUGCCAGUGGAGGCAUCAUUGAUCCCAAACACAGCCAUCGUAUUGAUGUGAAUGUUGCAUAUCAAAGAGGCUAUUUUAAUGAAGAAAUGAAUAAGAUCUUGACUGAUGAAAGUGAUGACACUAAAGGUUUCUUUGAUCCCAACACUGAGAAAAACCUGACGUAUCUGGAACUUAAAAAACAUUGUAUCUCAGAUAAGAACACUGGGCUUAUUUUGUUGCCAAUCAAAGACAAGAAGAAACAGGAAUCAAGCAAAAAGAACACUGUAAGAAAGAGGAGAGUGAUAAUUGUGGAUCCAGAGACUGAUAAAGAGAUGACAGUACGUGAAGCAUACAACAAAGGGUAUAUUGACUAUGACACCUACCUGGAGCUGUCAGAACAAGAAUGUGAGUGGGAAGAGAUCACUAUCACUGCUCCAGAUGGUUCCAUCCGGUUUGCUAUCAAUGACAGGUCAACUGGAAAAAAAUAUGACGUCACUGACCUGCUCGAAAAGCGAGUCAUUGAUCAGUCUGUCGUGGAGCAGUAUCGUUCACAAGCUAUCACCAUCACUGAAUUUGCAGACAUCAUCAGUAAUCAGGCUACACACAAAUCAGCUUCAUCAUCAUCAGUAUCAUCAUCAAACGUAAUCCCAGAACCAUCAGGAAGAUCAUCAGUUACAUCGUCAUCAUUGUCGUCGAUGCUAUCCACUUCAGGAACUUCAGCUUCUUUAAGCUCAUCUUCAGUAACAUCAUCAAACUCAAAAACAUCAGUAGUCCCUGUUCCAUCAAUUACAUCAUCUUCCUCAUCCUUUUCUUCAUCAACUGUUGUAUCAAGACCGUUAUCUCCUACAUUCACCAAAACAACUACAACAAAAACUACCACAAUCAUAGAGAAAAGCUCAUCAUCCACCAUUGUUGCUGAAAAAUGUUCAGACUCCAUGAAGCAGGGAUCCCAUAUAUCGAUCACUCUGUCCUCUCCUCUUGAACCAGUUGGCGAGGUGGAGCCUGUAGGAGCCGUUUUUGACACAGAGGCAGUAGAGAAAGUUUCUAUCACAGAGGCUUUAAAUCGGGGUCUAGUAGAUUCUAUCACAGCCCAGAGAUUGCUUGAGGCCCAAGCUUGCACUGGAGGAAUUGUGAAUCCCACAGAUGGCAAGCGGGUCAGCAUACAAGAGGCUUCCCAAAUAGGUUUAAUAGCUAAUGACAUGGUGACUAAACUAAAACCUGCCCAGAAAGCCUAUUUUGGUUUUGAGGAUAUAAAAACCAAAAGGAAGUUGUCUGCUGCUCUGGCCAUAAAGGAAAUGUGGCUACCAUAUGAGGCGGGGCAGAGAUUUCUGGAGUUCCAGGUUGCAACAGGGGGGCUUUAUGACCCCGAAAAGGGCUGUAGAAGAAGCAUUGAGGAUGCUUUGAAAAUGGGUUGGCUGGAUUCAAGAACGGCACAAAAGCUCCUGGAUGUCAAAAACCACACAAAAAAUUUGACAUGUCCCAAAAGCAAACUUAGAAUUUCUUACAAAGAAGUACUUGAUAACUGCCUAGUUGAAGAGGGUACUGGGGUGAAAAUGCUUCAGGCCUCAUCUGUAUCUUCUAGAGGUAUCAGCAGUCCAUACAACAUUGCUUCAGCCCCGGGAUCCAAGACAGGAUCCAGAAGUGGUUCACAAAGGGGCUCCCGCAGAAGCAGUUUGGAUCUGGGUUCAUCAUUAACACAAUAUAAUUUUACUAGCUUUACCAGCUUUUCCUCUACCAGAUAAAUCCAUAAAAUGCAAAGAUCUUUACAUUCAUCCACUUUUCUUGCAAAUUAAAUCAUCGUUUUUACAAUAUUGUCAGUAUGUGGGAAUUUACUAAAUAUUUUCUUUCUGUCCAGUAGAAAUGUUUUUAGUUCUUUAUUUUGCAUUUGGAUUUAAUUUGCCUUUGGCAUUUCAAGUAAAAGAUAUGAAGAACACUUAAAGAACAGAUUUGUGACAAUCAACAAAAGUAUUAUUAACCACCAUAAGGUAUUUUGAGAGGAAAUAAAUGUGUUAUGGCGACUAUUGGUAUCCUCAAAAUAAUUCUUAAAAUUAUUGCCAUAUUUGUUUUUGCAUGGUCUGUUCCAAAAAUAUAAUUUUCCAAAGUUUCAUGUUAUAUGGAUAGCCUUUCAUUUUGAAUAAUUCCUAUAAUCAGCUUUUGUUUCAUGAAUUAUCAAAAUAUGAUCUAUGUUUGUUUUAUGGGGUAUAUGUUUGUUGACAUUAUUGGUUUAAUGGUUUUGUUUUUUGCUUUUUUUUUAAGGAUUCUGUUUCCUGAUUAGCACUAUAUGCGCUGUUUAAUUUGUUACCAUCAUUUAUUAAAGAAGAGUUUGUACUCUUGUGGAUUUAAAACCAUUUUUGUGCAUGAUUCUUCUUAAACAAUAACUCAACACAUUAAAGACAUGUGUAUUCUCUUA